Molecule: messenger RNA, 3183 nt
Organism: Solea senegalensis (Senegalese sole)
Lineage: Eukaryota; Metazoa; Chordata; Actinopteri; Pleuronectiformes; Soleidae
Gene: laynb
Product: layilin b
Exons: 7
Coding region: 193-1263 (356 amino acids)
Molecular function (GO): hyaluronic acid binding
Source: RefSeq, a predicted model, not a curated record
CAUCAUCCACGCCUUUCAACAGUCGACCCACUUCUCAGUGUGAAGCAGACUCCUGCACUGCUGCCUCUGUCGGCUGUCUCUCACAUCUGAAGCUCAUUUGUAUGCGUUUAUUUACUUAUUCAUAUACUGUUUAAAAAAAGAAAAGAAAAGAAUCGUCGUAGUUCAGCACACUCGAAACACAAACAUGUGGAGAUGGAUUUUAUGAAGCUGUUUGCAACUGUUGUCGCCGUUUUGUUCCACUCUGGAUCCGCUUCGAAGAUAAAUGGCCAGAUGAUCUGUCGGCGCGGGAGAGAGCGACCGUGCUACAAGGUGUCCUACAUUCAGGACAGCGGACGGAGGGCCAACUUUGACGAUGCCAGGCAGGCCUGCAGGUCAGAUGGAGGCCAGUUGCUCAGCAUUGAAACAGAAAGCGAGCAGCGGCUGAUAGAGAGGUUCAUACAGCAGCUGCAGGCCGGAGACGGAGACUUCUGGAUCGUUCUCCGACAUAGCCCGCAGCGCUACAGGACGGAGACUGCGCGCCCGGGUUGCCCCUCACAGUACUAUUGGCUGGAUGGAAGCAAGGCCAAGUUCAGGAAGUGGCACUGGGAUGAGUCAUCGUGCCGUGGUGAAAUGUGUGUUGCGCUGUAUGACCAGUCGCCUGCGACACCUGAUGAAGGUCAUUUCCCGUUCCAGUGGAAUGACGACGACUGUAACUCCAGGAACAGUGUUGUCUGCAAAUACCCAGAAGAAAAAGCGCCCGUAUUUACUGAUACAAGGAACAUGACACAUGCAGUUCCGUCUCUGAGGCCAAAUCUAUUCUCAACUACACAGAGUGAUGGGAGGACAAAAAUAGUACAAUCUGAGUCAUCAGUAUCUCUCUCCGACAACACCUUAUAUGUUUCAUACAUCCUUUAUGGAACGAUACCUGCUGUCCUGCUGCUGCUGUUUGCAGCUGCUGGGUUCUUCUGCUACAAACAGCAUGCUAAGAGGAGGAAGACUGAAACAGAAAGCUAUUCCAGCAGAUUGCAGCCAUGGAUGUUACCCUCAGCUUCACCGUGCCCCAUACAAGGACCGUAUGCCUCGAGUGACAUCACCAAACUCGACAGCAACAUGCAACCAGCGGACGUCAUCACAAAGUACUCCUGCACUCGCUUCCAGGACUCCCAGUGCGACGAAUAUGAGAAUGUCGUGUGCACAAACAGGGAGAGUGGUUUUGUGACCAAUGACAUCUAUGAGACGUGCAACAGUCAGGCUGGUUGGGUGGAAAAUGAGAUCUAUGGAUAACAUUGAUUAUGCCGAUCUGUUUUCCGCAAAGCUUAACCCUCAUUUGAUCAUAGAUCUGUCUCCUGUGUGUAUUCUGAUGCCGCUCCCUGACCAUGCAGCUUUUUCAUUACCUAUAGUACAGGGUUUCUCAAGGGUUUAAAAAACUGCAAUUUAAAUUUGAAUAUGGUGUUGUUUCAUAAAAGAUAUAUAGCUGAUAUGGGCCACACAGUUGGUGUAGUGGUUAGCACUCUUGUCUUUGCAGCAAGAAGACCUGGGUUCAUGACCUGGUCAGAACAAGGGUCUUUCUGCAUGGAGUUUGCAUGUUCUCCAAAUACAUGCAGGUUUGGGGAUUAGGCAAAUUGGGAACUCUAAAUUGACCGUGAGCGUGCAUGGUUGUUUGUCUCUGUGUGUGACCCUGUGAUGGACUGGCGACAUGUCCAGGGUGACCCCGCCUAUCGCCCUAUGUCAGCUGCCCUGAGAGGUAAAAAACUUAAACAAGAACACUUGUUUAAAACUGGUCAGUUUAGAGUCUCCAACUAACCUAAGGGCCUCCUCGAUGUGAGACAUCAGUGCUCACCACUGACCCCUCUGUUAUAUGAACACAAGUUUAAAAUAUUCACACGCUGUUUCAAUAUGUUGUAUUAUUGAAAAAAAAGUCUGCUUAAGCUAAAUUUGUCAACACACACCGGUUUGAAAUCAGUAAGAUAUGUCGCUCUAAACUUCUAUAGGAAACCAUGUAUCAGUGAUUCUACAGGAAAAAACCUGGAAUAGAUGAAAAGUGAGAGGAAUCAUAAUAAUACGUCCUGUCAUAGAUAUGUGCAACGUUUUUUGAAAAAUUACACCAUCCAAGUUUAUAUAUUAUUUUUCUUUGACACUGCAAAGUGGUUUUCAGGGGGAAAAUGAAGACUCAAGGAUCUGUGUUGUUCUGUAUCCAAAACAAAACUUCAUAUCUAUUGUGUUUUUUCAGACAAGGAUGAUUAUUAGGACACGCUACAACACUGACCUGUCCUUGCAGGCGUCUAUUUACAGCUACUAAUUUACAACAAACAUGAACCACUAGUAACAUGAAAGUAAAUCAGAAAAUCCAUCAAAAAGACUGACAGUGUAAAGAAAAUGCUGGAACCCAUUAUUUGUGACAAUCUAUGUGACAACACAUCUAACCAUGGGCCUUCACUCGUCCUGUAAACAGUCUGAAAUCAAACUACUCAAACCACUUUCCAAUAACCAUAUUACUGUAUACAAACAGAGGGAUAAAAAUAUGUCGUCCCUCUUUUCCUGUGGAGUCGUCCAAUUUUGGGACAACGCUGAUCUCUUCUCUAAACCUGAACUGUGGAGUGAACCCUGCUCAAGGCUUCCUGUUUGGAUUCUGAUGUCAGGGAACAGGACAGUACGUGCGGAAACGCUGAUGACAGAACUCUGCUGACCCCACUCAACUCAAACGUUGUGGGCUUUUCCCCAAGACUUGACAGUGUGACAAACUCAGUCCAUCCCACUCAUCUCCCCACCACACACACACUCCGCUGACAGUCGCUGUGACCAGUUCUGGACAUUGUAAGGGAUUUAUUCGUUAUUGUUUGUUGGUAAAAUAUUAUACCUGUGGAUAUACGAUAUAAUGGUUUGGUCUGAGUAUGUACCGAGUGGGCCAUAGGGUCGGUGUCUUGGAAAGAUGUAGUAAGCCCACAAAGGAGAAGCUGAGUGUGUUCUUGGAGAAUGUUUGACAGGAAAUGCCAAAAGCACAUCUGGAACUCUUACAUUCAGGAAGUCCAUGCGUGACAGCAGAGGCCUUUGGAGCGCUGCUCUGCUCUGCUUUAGUGAUGCACUGUUUUCUGUUAGACUGUCACUGCGGGGGCUUAAAAGAACAACCACAGGGUGUUAAUGUGCACUGCAUCUCAAAGGUGACAAGUGUUUUUGGCUUUCAAAUAAAGUUUGGCCUGCCAGAGA